UCACUUAUUCAGAUCUCUUCAAUUUCUAAAAGAAUUUUAAUAAUUAGAUUGUGGAGCACAGGCUGGCGCUGCAUGUUCAACAGAUUAAAAUAAAACGACUUUAUUUAUUUAUUUAUUUAUGUUUAGCAGACUCCGUCAAAGUCUUGGGGGCAACUCAGAAUAACCAUCGUUCAGAUUCAUCGAAUUUCAGUUACAGUCUGCUGCUUAAUCGAAGGAUUUGAGAUGGCAGCUUAUGCAGCUCUGGUUUCUUUGAUGAACAAUAUUGAGCAGAUGAUGUGCCAUCCUCGCCUUUCAACUGUAUUCGACAAGAAACAGAUUGAAUCGCUUGGGGAAAAGGUUGAUGCCUUGCUCGACUUGAUUACCAACAGGAAUAUUGAUGGAGGUAGCAAAGAAGCAUCAGAUCUGGAGAGUCAAAUCGUAUCUGCAGCUCACGCAGCUGAAGAUGUGAUUGAAUCACACAUUGUCGAUCAAAUUCAUGCUGGAGAGAAUCCAGCAUGGAUGCGGUGGUGCUGGCUAUGGAGAAAUCCAUGCUUGUGGCUAUGGAGAAAUCCAUGCUUCUUGGAUCUGCAACAAAUAACUGAAGAAAUGGAUGGUAUCAUGAGAAAUGGUGCUGAGCUCAAGGAGAAAUGGGGAGCGAGAGAGGAGCAAGCUACACAUGGUGAAAUGGAUGCUGUGGAGGAGAAACAACCUCUCACCACCACCAGAAAGGCUUCUCCGGUGGGACUCGAAGACGAUGUGAUCAACGUCAUGGACAAGCUCACCAUACAUCAACCCAAGCAGCAAAUCAUCUCGAUUGUUGGAAUGGGCGGCACGGGUAAGACCACGCUUGCCCUAAAUGUUUAUGAAAAUUCACUCAUCAAGGAACACUUUGACAUUCGUGCUUGGGCUAUUGUAUCUCAAAAAUACACUGCAGAAGAAAUCUUUUCAAAACUUCUCUCUAGCAUAGGGCAAAGUGGAAGUGGAGAUGAAUUAGGGCUAAAGUUGUAUCAGAGUUUAUGUGGUAGAAGAUAUCUGAUUGUAUUAGAUGACAUAUGGAGUGUCGAAGCUUGGGAUGAGGUGAGGCGUUACUUUCCCGAUAAUAGGAAUGGAAGUCGGAUCGUUUUAACUACUAGGUUGUCUGAUGUGGCUAGUGGUUGUGGCUCUAGUUCUUGCUUCAACAUGAAACCGUUAGAUGAGGAUCAAAGUUGGGUGUUGUUUUGCAGAAACGCUUUCCAGCAAGAACAUUGCUCUUAUCCUCAACUAGAAAGUGUGGGAAAUGAGAUUGUUACAUUGUGCAGAGGAGUACCCUUGUCAAUCGUUGUGAUUGGAGGAUUUCUUCUCAAAUCGCCUAGGACUGUAGGAUUCUGGGAGGGUGUUGCCAAGAAUAUAAAAUCAAUCCCCAAUUCAAUAGAGAAGCAAGAGAUCUUAGAUGUGUUAUCUUUAAGCUAUAAUCACUUGCCCCCUCAUCUGAAACCAUGUUUUCUUUAUAUGGGAAUUUUUGAGGAGGGCCGUGAGAUUCGUGCAUCACGAAUCAUCAAACUUUGGGUUACUGAAGGAUUUAUCAAACCGAAGAGAGCCCAAAUGUUAGAAGAGAUUGCAGAGGGGUACUUGAAUGACUUAGUUGACAGGAAUCUUGUUCUUGUUGGCAGAUAUCGAUAUAAUGGGAAGAUUAGGUCUUGUCGACUUCACGAUCUGAUAAGAGAUCUGUGCUUGAAAGUAUCUGAGAAAGACAAGUUCUUCUAUGUCAACAGGGCACUCGACAACAUGAGUAAGGAGCGUCGCUUCAUAUGUCCUGACUUCAUCAAGAAUGAAAAUGUUCAUGAGAUGUCUGAUGCUUGGGCACUGGACAACAUGACCAAGGAGCGUCGCUUCAUAUGUCAUGACUUCAUCAAAAGUGAUUAUGUUCAUGAGAUGUCUGAUGCUCCGAAAUCAGCGCCGCUUCUUCGUUCUCUGGUAUGUAGAGGGGACAAGCUGCCACCGGUUGUGUUUAAGAUGUUGAGGAUUUUGAAUAUGAUUAGCAACUGUUCUGAGGCAGUUGUAAUGCAGAACUUGAACCUGCGGUUCCUUACUUUCCAACCUUUGGCUUCCCGCACCUUGGUUUGGCUUCCUUCUUCAAUAGCCUUCAUUUGGAACCUGCAAACAUUGACAAUUAAUGCGGAACUUGUCGUUGCACCAAUUGAAAUUUGGAGCAUGUCACAACUUAGGCAUGUGGAGUGCACACGGAUUUAUCUUCCCCGUCCUCUUCCAAAUGACUGUGUUGUCAUGGGAAACUUACAGACAUUGACAAAAGCAGUAAAUUUGAGGUUGAGUGAGGAGGUGUGUAAGAGAAUUCCCAACACCAACAAAUUGCAUCUAAUCUACGGUAAAGAUUUGGAGGGAUAUGAUGAUUACUUGUUCGACCAUCUCCACAAUCUUGGCAGCCUACAUAAACUUCAAUCACUAAAGCUAGUAGUUUCCACCUUUCCUAACCAAUCCUCAUGCAAUGCAGAUCGGCUAAAGUGUGCAUUGCCGGUAUCUCUGAAGAAGCUGUCACUGGCACGCUGCAGUCUUGACUGGAAUGAUCUAACAAUCAUCGGUUCUUUGCCCCAAUUAGAAGCUCUCGAGCUAGUUGAUUCCGUCAAGGGACAGAAGUGGAGUCCGGUUAACGGGGAGUUUCUCCGCCUUAGAUUCUUGAGCAUUGUUGAUUGGACUUGUGAUCUGAGAUGUUGGGAUGCAGACAGCUCCCAUUUCCCUGUUUUGGAGAAGCUUAGACUUGAGGGAUUGUGGCACUUGGAAGAGAUCCCUUUGGAUAUUGGGGAAAUUCCGACACUUGAAGUUAUUAGUGUGGAUGGAUGCAGUGAGUCUGCUCAAAUUUCGGCGAUGAAAAUAAAGGAAGAACAAGAGAGUCUGGGAAAUGAGGGCCUUGAAGUUCAAAUAUCAUCAAGGAAAGAUAUUGACAAUCGGAAGCUUAGAGAUGAAGAAGUAUUGAUGCACUUGGAAGAAGAGGUCCGUUUGUAUAUUGGGGAAAUUACGACACUUGUGGAUGGAUGCAGUGAGUCUGCUGACGUUUCGGCGAUGAAAAUAAAGGAAGAAGAAGAGAGUCUAGGAAAUGAGGGCCUUCAAGUUCAAAUAUCAUCAACGAAGGAGACACUUACCCGGCUGACUGAAAAAAUAAGGAUUUCAUUUCUAACAUUAACUGCAGCCUCGAGAUAUCUUCAUGGAAAGCCGUUAGAUUAUCUCUGAUUGUUGUGAAGGAAAUGAAAUUGUAAACUUUGCUGUGUUUGAUUUCAUAUUUGGUAUGAAUGGCUUUCUUCCGCUAAGCUAAUCAAAAUAAGUUAGCAUUUCUUUC
Salvia miltiorrhiza (redroot sage) is the source of this 3307-nucleotide messenger RNA. RefSeq names its product putative late blight resistance protein homolog R1A-4. Gene Ontology annotation, molecular function: ADP binding. The transcript has a single exon. The record is from RefSeq and is a predicted model, not a curated record. Gene Ontology annotation, biological process: defense response to other organism. NCBI's taxonomy places the organism in Eukaryota, Viridiplantae, Streptophyta, Magnoliopsida, Lamiales, Lamiaceae. The coding region runs from base 223 to 3201 and encodes 992 amino acids.